Paramecium pentaurelia is the source of this 450-nucleotide messenger RNA. The record is from the annotation of a GenBank genome assembly. Lineage: Eukaryota; Ciliophora; Oligohymenophorea; Peniculida; Parameciidae.
AUGAGCAAAUUAACAUUAUAUAAAGAUGACAACUAUAAUCUUCGAGAUGAUUUUGAUAUCGAUCAAUUGACUUUUUCUUAAUCUCAUCUAUUCUCUUAACAUGAAAACAUUAAUUAGAAAAUUUAGAAAUUCCAAAUAUUCAAUCCUUAACAUUAAGCCACUCUUGGUUUCAUCAAAUUAGAUGGUAAAAUUAAAUAUGACAUUUCUCUUUAAAUAAACCACAAAACCAUAUCAAAAAACAAGUAAAAACAUGAAAAUCCACAUUAAUGUCCUUUUUGUGAAAAAAAAUUUUAAUCAUCUUAAGCAGUUGGAGGACAUUUAUCAAGAACUCAUCCAGAUUAAUCAUAAAAUUACAAAUUUAAAGUUGCAAAAAGAGAGGAACGAAAAUAUGAACUAGAAAGAACUAGAUAACUUCAAUAUAUUGUUCAAAAUGACUUAGAUCUUUUAUGA